AUGGCGGAGAAAAUGGGAGCAUGCACGAACAGAACAGGGCAUAGUUUGGGUCACAUUCUUCGACAUAUAGACCAACUUCUCAAAAGACCAGGCUGCUCAUCGAUUGCUUAUGGAGCUUCCGAGGAAAUUGGACCGUUCCGUAUCAACAAAACCGGUUCCAAUCUCUAUCUCAACAAGUUCUCUUGGAACAAAGAUGCAAACCUCCUGUUUUUGGAAUCACCGGCUGGUGUUGGAUUCUCUUACACGAACACAAGCUCCGAUCUUAAAGAUUCCGGAGACGAACGAACAGCUCAAGACAAUUUGAUAUUUCUUAUCAAAUGGUUAUCGAGAUUUCCUCAAUACAAAUACAGAGACUUCUACAUCGCUGGUGAAAGUUACGCCGGUCACUAUGUUCCUCAGCUUGCCAAAAAGAUCCAUGACUACAACAAAGCUUUCUCAAAACCCAUCCUCAAUCUCAAAGGAUUCAUGGUGGGAAACGCAGUGACGGACAAUGAGUACGACAGCAUAGGAACCGUAGCUUACUGGUGGACCCACGCAAUUAUUUCCGACCAAACCUACAAGUCAAUUCUCAAGCACUGCAAUUUCACCGUUGAGAAAGUUUCCGACGACUGCGACACCGCCGUUAACUACGCCAUGAACCACGAGUUCGGUGACAUUGACCAGUACAGCAUUUACACCCCAACGUGCGUGGCAUCAAAACAGAAGAAGACUGGUUUCUUUAUACGGAUGAAGAACACACUCUUGCGUAGACGGUUCGUGUCUGGUUACGAUCCUUGUACGGAGAGUUACGCAGAGAAGUAUUACAACCGUCGUGAUGUUCAGAGAGCUAUGCACGCUAACGUCACUGGGAUUCGCUAUAAAUGGACAGCUUGCAGUGAUGUUCUGAUCAAGAACUGGAGAGAUUCUGACAAGACGAUGCUGCCUGUAUACAAGGAACUUGCAGCGGCUGGUUUGAGGAUCUGGGUUUUUAGAGGGGCGGGUCACGAGGUGCCUCUGUUCGAACCGAAGCGUGCUCUCAUUCUUUUCAGAUCGUUCUUGGCUGGAAAAGAGCUUCCAGGAUCUUAUUAG
Thlaspi arvense is the source of this 1068-nucleotide messenger RNA. NCBI's taxonomy places the organism in Eukaryota, Viridiplantae, Streptophyta, Magnoliopsida, Brassicales, Brassicaceae. The record is from the annotation of a GenBank genome assembly.